This is a messenger RNA of Paramecium octaurelia, 1368 nucleotides long. NCBI's taxonomy places the organism in Eukaryota, Ciliophora, Oligohymenophorea, Peniculida, Parameciidae. The record is from the annotation of a GenBank genome assembly.
AUGCAUCUCAUAGAUAUGGCUGUUUUCGUUAUGAUAGUGCUUAGCUUAGUUGGAACUUUGUUUUUCUUAAGAGAUCAUGCUCCUGGAAAAUAAAAUUCAAAAGUUGGAUUAGGCUGCUCUAGCUUAUUUAUAUUGUAUAUCCUUACGAAAACAAUAAGUUAGUCAAAUUGUAUUGAGUAUCUUAUUCUAUGUAGUCGUUAUCAUAGGAUUAACUCUACUUAUGUUAGGGAAGUUUUAUUACACCGCAAAAAAUUCCCUCUAAUUGUAUUUCAAUAACCAAAGACUCAAUUCAGAGGUCUCGGAGCAUGGAAUCAAAGGGAAUGAACCAGAUCACGAAUUACCAGGUUACCUGCCACCAAUUAUGUCUGAGAAUGAAUCAAGAUGCUCUAGUUAAUAGAGCUAGCAAGAGCAUAACAAACCUAUUAGAAGCAAAUAAGGAUAAUCUUUAUAAUUUGGGAGAUAAUAAUAGUAGAAAGAUAUUCAGAAAAUUGGCUUAUAGCUCAGUUUUUUAGGAGACUUUAAACAAUCAAACUUCUAGAAAAGCUAACUUGGACUGAACUCAAUUAAACAAAGCUAUAUGCAAGUUCAUCCUAUUAAUUGUAGUGUUUAUUUUAGUAUAUUAGAAACUGUAAAUUUGGUGAGGUACUCGGAAGAUGGCGAAAGCAAAAUAGGAAUUCUGAAAACCAUAAAAUCUAUUACAUAUGAUUUGGCUGAAAAAGAAUUAGAGUAGUUACAAAAAGAACCUGUAAUUUCAAAAGCCGACUAUCCAAAAAUUUAGAUUUUAUAUGAGAGUAGUUAACCUGAAAUUCAAAGUUAUAACAAUGAAUUGUAAAGUAGACAAAGCAAAUAAAGCAACAACAAUUUACUUUAACAAUAAGCUCCUUUUAAGGAUGUCAAAACAGAAUAAUCAAUAAUGCCAUAUCAAUAAAAACCUGUUUUCCAGAAAAAAAUUAGUUGGAUCAAAAUAUUAAAGCAGUUAAUAAUUUUGAUGGUCUUUUCUCUUAGUGUUGCUCAAUUUCACCAAUAAGAGCUGAAGUCUCAUAUUUCAAUGAUCAUCUAUAUACUCGGAUAUACUUUUUAUUAGAUGUCACUUUUUUCAUUAUUUGUUGCAGAAGGACUGGAAAUUACUACUCAAUUAAGGGAGAUUAUUGCAUGGUCAUUAUUAAUAUUAUUGCCAACCUCAAUAUCAAUAUUAAUUAUACAUUUUCAAAUAGAUUGUUUUCAAUUUAUGGCUUGGUUAUCUAUCUUAAUUGCAAGCUAAAAAAUAAAAUAUGCAUCAAGGUAUCUAUUUAGAUAUAUCAUCAUAGAAAUCCUGCUCUCUUCAACCCAUUUAUAAUUAUAUUAUGUUUAAGUGCAUUAUUUUGCUGA